This is a messenger RNA of Xiphophorus maculatus (southern platyfish), 2425 nucleotides long. RefSeq names its product protein FAM117A-like. The record is from RefSeq and is a predicted model, not a curated record. The transcript has 8 exons. Lineage: Eukaryota; Metazoa; Chordata; Actinopteri; Cyprinodontiformes; Poeciliidae. The coding region runs from base 282 to 1463 and encodes 393 amino acids.
GUGCCACACGAGUUAGUCGCACAGGUUGUCAUUCUGCAGAGAAGGAAACCACGAAAUGUGAGGCGAUCGCAUCACUCAUGAGAUAAUUCACACGGGAUUAGACAGCGGAUUUCACUCGGAUUAUAUUUCUGUUUAAAGCAGAAACUCCUGCAGUUUGUGCGUCCAGCGACUCGGAGGGACUGAUUGAAAAACGGAGCUACGACGGGAACUUUGCAGUCAGUAAAAGUGUGUUUUCAUAAGCGGAGUGGGUGCGUGCGGGGCGGGAGGAGGGCAGGGUGGGCAUGUCGGGUCGGAGCGGAGGAGCGCCCCGGGGAUGCAGCAACCCCAGCCUGCAGCCCCUCCGAGCCACCGUCCCGUUCCAGCUCCAGAGAGGCUCCGCUCCCCUGUGCAGAGAGCCCAAAGCGGUUGAUAAAACCGCCGCUCGCCCGCCGAGGCCCACGAUCCGCCGAACUCUUUCUCUGGAUACGAUCGUCGGCCCGUAUCUGCAGGGCCAGUGGCCCAGAGAGGCAGAGGCCGCCUGCGUCAACGACAAAGCCACUCAGACUCCGUGUUGCUGGACAGAGGAGACCCGGGGAAGGAGGAGCGCGGGUGGGCACAAGCGCUCAGCGUCUUGGGGAAGUGCAGAGCACCUGAAGGAGGUGGCCAAAGUGAGGCACCAUCUGCAAAAACGCUCCAGGAACGCUCCUCCCUCUGCAGGGUAUGAGCUCCCCCACGGCACGCUGCUGGCAGGACAGGCGGCAGGCGUCACUCAGACAGUUCCCAUGAUUCCUCUGAACAGGCUCGCACCGCGGCUGAGACGGAGCGUUGAGGGUCUCAGCUUGGAGCUGGAGGAAGUGUUUGUGUCUGAGAAACCAGACGAUGAGCAUGAGAUCUUGGAUAUCCCAGACGGCCACAGAGCUCCUGUCCCGGCUCAGAGAUGCAGCAGCGGCUCUCAGAGCGAACCGUCCCCAUCCCUCCCGUCUCCCUCCCUGUCUCCUUGUCCGCUUGACUCGUCACUCCCAUCCGGUUCCCCAUGCCACCUGGACGCAUCACGAUUGUCCCCCUCCCCGCCGCCGUACCCCAUGUUGGACCCAGAGCCUGCGGAGUGUGAAGGAUUGUGCUCCUCUUCAUCAGCGUCGCUUCCUUCGUUCGCACUGGAAGCUCCUCUUCAGCAGCCCUGCUCAUCUUCGCCCCGUCCAAACAAAACCUACGCCUUCCAGCGCAUCCCGCCAGAAGGCUGCGAGCGAAUUCGAGUUUGUGAGGAAGCAAUGUCUGCCUGUCCAGAUGAGCAGCUCCUCCAGCCCUCCUGCCCGGACCCUAAUAAAGUCAACUUUUCCCCCCAUGGAGGCUCGGCAUUCUGCCCGGUCAGCCUCCUGAAGCCCCUGCUGCCCUCCAUGGACCUCCUGUUUCGCAGCCUGUCCGUGUCGCCCGUCACUGGCUGCUCGGGUCAAGACUCCCCCACCAGGCACCUGGGCAUGCAGUAGGUGGAAACCUAAACGCCGCCUCUCAGGACUACACAACAAUGCACUGCGAGAACCUGGAACACUUGCUAAUGUUUUGAUGCAGACUGACAAUUACUGUGGGCAUCUUUACCAUUACACUCUGUGCGACUGUAAGCAUUCGUUGCUGCCACUCUUCAGGAUAAUGUGACCUAAAGUUCAGUCUGUUUGUUUGCUAUUUCUACCUGAAGGAUCUUUUUUUGUUUGUUUGUUUUUCAACUUGACAGAGAUGAUUUAAGUUAGGAAUACAUGUUUUUAUAUUGUCAUUUACAGGUUUUUGUUUCAUGUCUUUAAUUUCCCAGGAUUUUUUUCUUUUUCAUGUCAAGUAAGUGGAUUUACUUUCAGAAAGCCAGGCACUUACACCACAUGUAAACAGCUGUUAUAGGCAUUAACUUGAAAACAGGAAUGUGGUGAAUUUAUAUGCUAAAUGUGUUCAUUAAAAAUAUAUUUUAAUACUUAUCCCCUUCUUUUCUACAGAUGCUAGGAUAGACUAUAUUUAUUUUCUUACUUUUUAAAGGAUUGACUGUUAUAUAUUUAUGUCUGCGAUUUUACUAGUAGGACUGGACGUUUUGAUUUACUUGCCAAAAAUUUACAUAAUUAUAAUACAGCUGAUUUGUAGUGGAUUUUUACAUUCUCAAUUACUCAAAAAUAAGGUGUUGGUGGCUUAAGCCUUAUUAACAAAAACAAUUGAUGUGAUAGGAGAACCAAAACUGGAAACCAUAACUACUGCUCAUCCUUUAAAACAAGGUCAAUAUUGUUUUUUUGUUGUUGUUGUUGUUCAUCUUUUACAAAGUGUAGCAGUAAAUAGUGUGGAAAACACAGGUUUUUGUUUUCUUUUUGUCCACAUCUAUUAAAACUGAAAUCAAAUUUUAUUCCAUCUUUUCUAGACUAUGUAAAUUGGUAUGGAUUAUUAAAUGCAGUGUUGAAUAAAAAGCAAAAAUACUGUG